GGCUACGCGAUAGAUGUAUAAUCCCUACAAAUGCUCGUGCCUAAUGCACUCCCCAUAGACCAACAAGGUUGAAACCCCACCUCCAGAAAUCCCGAAAAGUGCUUCUGUCCAGUCUGUUCCCAGCUGUUGGCUCCUCCAUAGCUGUACACUGCCUAUACCCACGUAAUCCGGCGCAGGCUGUCCAGAGUUGCAGUCGCUACCCUCUCCCCGUUCGACGACUCGACGAUUCACCCCCCACGCGUCCCGCAGACAUACCCGCCAGACUAGCCCAUAAUCCGAGGUCACAAUCGCAACGAUGAAUAUUGUUGAAUGGGCUUUCGGAAAGCGGAUGACGCCGGCGGAGCGACUGCGGAAACACCAGCGCGCACUCGAGAAGACGCAGCGAGAGCUGGAUCGCGAGCGUGUGAAGCUCGAGAACCAGGAGAAGAAGCUCGUAGCAGAUAUCAAGAAGAGCGCAAAGAAUGGGCAGAUGGGGCCUUUGCGGAUACAGGCGAAGGACUUGGUGCGGACAAGAAGAUACAUUCAGAAGUUUUACCAGAUGCGGACACAACUUCAAGCGAUCUCGUUGAGGAUUCAGACUGUGCGCAGCAAUGAGCAGAUGAUGCAGUCUAUGAAGGGAGCAACAACACUACUGGGCAGCAUGAACAAGCAGAUGAACCUCCCGGCUCUGCAGCGCAUCGCCAUGGAAUUUGAGAAAGAGAACGAUAUCAUGGACCAGCGGCAAGAGAUGAUGGACGAUGCCAUUGACGACGCCACAGGCCUCGAGGACGAGGAAGAGAGCGAAGACGUCGUCAAUCAAGUCCUAGACGAGAUAGGCAUUGACCUUGGCCAAGCACUCGGCGAGACGCCCAGCGGCCUGCAAAAGAACGCACUGCCAGAGGCUAGGGUGGCGCAGGCCAUUGGCGGAGCUGAUCCGGACGAUGAUGACCUUCAGGCUCGUUUAGACGGCCUGAGGAGGUGAGGGGACAAUGUAAUGGUUCGAGGCGUGUGCUUUGUCUAUGGCUGUGCUCAAUCUGAGGCUAUACAUGAUUGGGGAUGAGGUGACAUGGCCCGGUCAUGAUGGCCCUCAGCGUUUGUGUCUUUGAGACGUGUAUGCCACCAGGCUCUUUCUUACGCAUGUUACCAUUGUAUGGCCUUUCUCCUGAUUUGAUUGUACAUAUCAGUAUGGUCCAUGAAUGACUAGUGCUUGGCUACCUAUCCCAAGACCAAGAUAAUCCCUGCCUACUCCACCUUGGUAGCCGGCGCACAUUUGAUUGAGCCUAGAUCUGCUGAUCGUUAGUUCACCACGG
This is a messenger RNA of Cucurbitaria berberidis CBS 394.84, 1289 nucleotides long. RefSeq names its product charged multivesicular body protein 2a. Gene Ontology annotation, biological process: protein transport; late endosome to vacuole transport; endosome transport via multivesicular body sorting pathway. Gene Ontology annotation, cellular component: ESCRT III complex; multivesicular body. Bases 296 to 961 code for a protein of 221 amino acids. The transcript has 4 exons. The record is from RefSeq and is a predicted model, not a curated record. Lineage: Eukaryota; Fungi; Ascomycota; Dothideomycetes; Pleosporales; Cucurbitariaceae.